This is a messenger RNA of Carassius auratus (goldfish), 5807 nucleotides long. Its product is annotated as protein sidekick-1-like. The record is from RefSeq and is a predicted model, not a curated record. NCBI's taxonomy places the organism in Eukaryota, Metazoa, Chordata, Actinopteri, Cypriniformes, Cyprinidae. Gene Ontology annotation, molecular function: protein binding. The transcript is spliced from 32 exons. Gene Ontology annotation, biological process: homophilic cell-cell adhesion; synapse assembly. The annotation marks the transcript as partial. Gene Ontology annotation, cellular component: synapse.
AGAGCUGCCACACUCGCCUCGAAACCUACAGGCCAGCCUGAACGCCGACGACAGCCGCAGCGUGGAUCUGUCCUGGAUGAGACCCUUCGAUGGAAACAGCCCCCUAUUGCAUUAUGUGGUGGAGCUCUCAGAGAACAAUUCUCCCUGGAGAGUGUAUUUGUCAGAUGUGGACCCCACCGUGACUGGAGCCAUGGUGAAGGGCCUCACUCCGGCCCGCUCGUACCAGUUCAGGGUUUGCGCAGUCAAUCAGGUGGGCAAGGGGCAGUACAGCACCGAAACCAACAGAUUGAUGCUGAGAGAAGAACCGCCCAGUGCUCCGCCCAAGAACAUCGUAGCCAGCGGCAGAACCAACCAGUCCAUUAUGGUGCAGUGGCAGCCGCCUCCAGAGCCUCAGCUCAAUGGAGUCUUGAGAGGCUACGUCCUCAGGUACCGGCUGGCCGGGCUCCCUGGAGAGUACCAGCAGAAGAACAUCACCAGCCCUGAGAUCAACUACUGCCUGAUCACAGAGCUCAUCAUCUGGACCCAGUAUGAGAUUCAGGUGGCCGCGUACACCGGGGCAGGCCUGGGCGUCUUCAGUCAGCCUGUCACUGAGUACACGCUGCAGGGAGUUCCUACAGCGCCCCCUCAGGGUGUGGAGGUCAAGGCAGUGAACUCAACCAUAAUUGAAUUUACCUGGAAUCCACCACCUCAACAGUUCAUCAAUGGCAUUAAUCAAGGUUACAAGCUGAUGGCGUGGCCUGAACGAUCUCCAGAGGAUGUUAUCACCGUGACCAUUACCCCUGAUUAUCAUGGGACACGUCACCUCGGUUACAUCAGUGGUCUAAAAAAGUUCACCUGGUACAUGACCUCAGUGCUGUGUUUCACCACACCUGGGAAUGGGCCCCGCAGUGUCCCCAGACUGGUGCAGACUCAUGAGGACAUUCCAGGCCCUGUUGGUCGCUUGAGCUUUACAGAGAUUUUGGACACAUCUCUGAGAGUGAGCUGGGAGGAACCUGUGGACAAGAACGGCAUCAUUUCUGGUUACCUGGUGUCCUGGGAAGUUCAGGGGAAGAACCAAUCACGAGUGGCGAGUACUUUGACCAACACCACAUUAGACUAUAAAGUCACCGGCCUGACGUCCCUCACUACGUACACGCUAGAAGUGGCAGCUAUGACGGAGGCGGGCGUAGGAACUGUAACUUCCUCCACCAUUUCAUCUGGAGUGCCACCAGAACUUCCCGGGCCUCCGUCAAAUUUGGUUAUUUCCAAGAUCAGUUCACGAUCUGCUACGCUGAAGUUCCGUGCAGGGGAUGAUGGGAAGACAACCAUCUCCAAGUGGAUCGUUGAGGGCCAGGUGGGCAGUAUCGGUGAAGAGGAAGAGUGGAAGGUUUUGUACGUGAAAGAGAAUGACCCUGAAGCUCAGGUGCUGGAGGUGCCCAAUCUCACACCGUUCACACACUACAGGUUCCGAAUGUGUCAGGUGAAUAUUGUGGGCCCGAGUCCGGUGAGCAUGCCGUCCCGUGUAAUUCAGACCCUGCAGGCUCCUCCAGACAUGGCGCCUAGCAGCGUGACGGUGCGCACGGCCAGUGAGACCAGCCUCUGGCUACGAUGGGUGCCACUACCAGAGACCGAGUACAAUGGGAACCCGGAGAGCGUGGGCUACAGGGUCAGAGUGUUGCGAGCGGACCUGCGGGGCGAAGCCAGCACACGCUCUGUGAAUGACAGGCUGGAGAGGGAGAUCACCCUGGAGGGGCUGGAGGAGUGGACCGAAUACCAGCUGCAGAUCCAGGCUUUUAAUUCCAUAGGCUCCGGACCCUGGAGUGAGCCUGUGAAGGGACGCACACGCGAGUCAGUGCCGUCGGGGGCUCCGGAAAACGUGACGGUGGAGGCCAUGAGCUCCAGUCGCAUCCUGGUAACCUGGGGCCCAGUUCCUGAGCACGAGCAGAACGGCAACAUCCUGGGAUACAAGGUUAUGUACAAAGAGAAAGACUCAGGUUCAGAGGCACAGGUCAACGUGGUUAAAGGCAAUCUGACGCAGUCUGUCUUACUGAGGAACCUGCGUAAAUAUGUCCAGUACCAAAUCCAAGUUUUGGCUUUCACACGAAUCGGAGAUGGGCAGCUCAGCAGCCCCCCAGUCCUGGAGAUGACCAAGGAUGAUGUUCCCGGACCACCGAUGAGACUUGUGUUCCCGGAGGUGCGUCUGACAGAAGUGAGGGUGGUCUGGCAGCCUCCUGUGGACCCCAAUGGCAUAAUUAUGGGAUACCAGGUAGCUUACCGUCUGGAUUCUGGGGAUCCCAACCAAUUCAUCACAGUAGAGGUGGGCCCUGAUUCCCGUCAGUUCACCGCCUCUAGCCUGACCCCGGAGUCGGCCUACAUCUUUCGCAUCUCUGCCAAGACGGAGCAGGGCUGGGGAACACCUGCACAAGCUGUGGUUAUAACUACUGAGAUCAGAGAGCUGCCGCAGCCUCCACGGCAGCUGCGUGUGCCCCAGGAACAUGUGCAAUCGCGCCAACUACAUCUCAACUGGGUGCCCGGAGGGGACGGCUCCUCUCCCGUCCGUUACUUCACCCUGCAGACACAAGAGCUACCCAACGGAGACUGGCACACCCAUUCCUCCACUAUAAGCCACAAUUCUACCUCCUGGGAAGUAAACAGGCUGAAACCCUUCACUUCAUACAAGCUCAGAAUGAUGGCGACUAAUGACGUCGGAGACAGCAAGUACAGCCAAGAGACAGAUGCAAUUACCACUUUACAAGAUGUUCCCGAUGAAGCGCCCACAAUUCAAGCCGUGAGACCCUCCACGACAACGUCUGUGCUUGUGAAGUGGCAGGCGCCCAAGGAGGAGAGUGUGAAUGGAGUUCUGGUGGGCUAUCGGCUCUACUACCGCGAGCUUCAGUAUGACAGCGCAACGCAAGAGUCAAAGCGGUCCAUCAACAGCUCCUUGCUGCACACCGAACUGACAGCCAAAAGCACUGUGAAGACUGUCAGCAAUCCUUCAUUAACCGAAUUCGAGCUAACGCAGCUGCAGAAAUACAGGCGCUAUGAAAUUGUGAUGACUGCCUACAACGUCAUUGGCGAAAGCCCUCCAAGUGCUCCGGUAGAGGUGUUUGUUGGAGAAGCAGCCCCCUCCGUGGCCCCUCAGAGCAUCCAGAUCAACACUUUGUCAUCCACACAGCUGGAGUUGCAGUGGGAGCCACCCCCUGCCGAGACCCAAAAUGGCAUUAUUCAGGGAUAUAAGAUUCUUUACUGGGAGAUGGACAAUCAGAAUGAGACAGAGAAAGUUAAGAUUCUCUUCCGACCUGAAACCAACAUGAGACUGAAGAACCUGACCAGCUACACAUACUAUAUGGUCAAGCUGUCUGCCUUCAAUGCUGCUGGAGACGGUCCGUUCAGUGAGCCCAGGAGGGGGCGCACUCUUCAGGCAGCCCCCAGCGCUCCCAGCUUCAUCAGUUUCUCUGAGGUGACCAGCAGCACUCUGAACGUGUCCUGGGGUUUCCCGCUGACCCCCAACGGUGUGGUGGAUGGCUACAGGGUGGUAUAUGAGCCCACUGCCCCUAUUCAAGGUGUGACUAAGGUGGUAACGGUGGAUAUCCGUGGCAGCUGGCAGCGCUGGCUGAAGGUGCGUGACCUGACCAAGGGCGUGACCUAUUGCUUCCGCGUGCAGGCCAAAACUAUUGCCUACGGGCCUGAGGCAGAGGCCAGCAUCACAGCGGGUCCUGUCAGAGGGUCUCCUGGAUCUCCUGUAGAAAUGUCAAUCACAAAGACAGGAUCCAUGCUCAACAUCCAUUGGACACCAGGAGAGACAGGAGCAGGUCAUGUGACCGGUUAUGUGAUUGAAGCACGCCCAUCAGAUGAAGGGAUGUGGGAUACAUUUGUGCGGCACUUGCCCCCCACCAGCACCUCUCACUCAGUGAGUCUAGACCGCCUGCGGCAGGGUGUCAGCUACCAGUUCAGAGUGCUGGCCGUCAAUGAGUUCGGCUACGGCGAACCGAGUGCUCCCUCUGCUGCCAUGUCAGCUCAACUAGACACCCCGUUUUAUGAGGAGUGGUGGUUUCUCGUCGUGUUGGCGUUGUGUUGUCUGAUUCUGCUGUUGCUGGUGGUUUUUGGCCUCGUCUUGCACGGACAGAACAGAAAGUACAAGAGCUGCGGAACAGGUAAAGCGGUGUCUACGGUGGAGGAGACGGUCACGCUGGACAAUGGAGGCUUCACAGCUCUAGAGCUCAACAGCAGGCCCGUUCAUGUCAAGAGGGUCUUCUUGAGGAAGAAUGGCACCAGUAGGUCCCCUCCCCGGCCCAAUCCAGCUGGACUGCGCUAUUCAGACGAAGACAUCUGUAGCAACUACAACGGCGUGGUUUCAACAGAGAGCACCGCGCUGACAGAGAGACCUGCAGAGAUGUCCGAGUCCGAGGCCACAGACAGCGAGUGCGAAGAGGAGCCCAUCAAACACUCGUUCGUGAAUCACUACAUGAGCGACCCCUCAUAUUUCAACUCGUGGAAGCGGCAGCAGGAGGGGCUGAAGCAGACGCUGGCCUGUUCGUACGAUGAAUGUGCCAGUGGGGACACCGAGUCCUACUAUCAGACAGUGGUCACGCAGCACAGCGUUGGUGGGGUCUACACCCCCGCCGGCCAGCCCGCGCCAGGCUCACGGACUCCCGUCACAGGCUUCUCCUCGUUCGUGUGACAUACAAGAGGACCCAGACACCUCUUUGCGGCUCGGACAACAUAGUUGCAGAGGAAAUAGUCUGGUUUCGCACAGUACUAUCCCCACGAGCACGACAAGAGACAUCACAUGUGACCGCUGGAUCCUGAAUGUACUCGAUUAGAGAAGGGGAGAAAAAAUGAUUUUUAUACGUCAAUACCGAAGUACAUGUCCCUCCUGCAGGACAAAACAGAAAUCGAGACGUUCCUGCUCUAAAGAGCGGCAUAUAUUCACACUGAAGAAGGAAAAAGCUAGAUGAAACACAUGCUGUAAUUACUGUAUACUCUUGUCUGAAUAAUUUCAUUUCACUGUCAUUGUCGCUAUAUAUACGAGUUGCACUCGAGAUCGUCAAGGUCAUGAAAUGUAAAUCUUCUCUAAUGGAUUUGAUUCACGUUUAUGUGGCCUGGAUAAUAAAGCACGGUUGUUUUCAGUGUAUUCUCUAUAGACUCACCAGCAAGAAAACCUAUGGAGGCUGUCAGAAGAAGCCAGACAGCUCUGGCUCCCUGCCUCUGUGAAAUCGGACAGUGAGACAGUGCCAGAUGUGUUGUGAUUUGUGCCAUUGCUCCUUCUCACACAUAUCAACUAUCAAGUUCAUAGUUUUUUGUUUGUUUUUUGUUUUGUUUUUUGCGCUGUUACUCUUCUUGUUUUGUUCCUGUCUGUCUGGCCUCGCUUGGGAACUGCAAACACUCACUUGAAAUUAUUUAAUGAACGAUUGUAUGAAUUGUAUGUGAGGAGAUCGGUAUGCGGUUGCUUUGCACAUACUGUAUGUUCUGCACUUUUGAGCCAUAAAAAUUUCAGUUUCCUCCUUUGAUCGAAUAUUAGCUUUUUGACAGGCUUGUUUAAAAGUGUAGUUUUACAGUGCAAUUUUACAAUUAAUUUGUCUGAAUUUUGUUCACCGUAAUGUUUCUUCAGAAGUGACGUACAGUAGAUCCGUUGUACUUUCGCAAGAAGUAUGAAUUUUUGCAGUUCUUGAAAAUGCCAACACAACACGUAUAGUAAUCAAACAAGAGUGUACUGUUGUGGAAAUGUUUGUUUCAAUCCCACCAACUGUUUCAGCACAAGUGUAUGUCAUGGACGUUCAUGAAGUAAAGAUUUUUUUAUGAUAAAUUAAAUGUUUGUUGAUCACAUG